GAGAAGGUUCUUGUAUUUUUCCAACCUAAUCUCAGGAUUCUAGCGGCAUUAUCAGGCAGCUGAAGGCCUUACAGGGACGUUAAAGGCCAUGAGAUUGCAUGAGUAGAAAUCUUUGGGGUCAUGGGAUGGGAGGUUUUCUUUUCACCUGGAGUUACUUGGAAGUUCCUGAGCACUGGAAUCUGGCAGCACUUUAAGCAAUCGUAGUUGGGAAAAGCGCUCUACUGCAGCGAAGUAUAUUUGAAUAGAAGCUCUGGAAAAAGGGAGAAGUUGCCUCGUAGUAAUGCUCAGAUAAAUAAAGCCUUAGCGAGACGAUCAAGGGUACUAUUUAAUUCAAACUAAGAAUAAAGCUUGAAGCAGGGCAUCUUUGGGUGAAGCCCACCAUGUCCCUAAAAAAGCUUCUGGGUUUAGCUUUUACUUUUCAAACCACUUAAGCUUUACUCUUUUAAUUUAGCCCCUUCGUUUGCUUUUUCGCAAUGCCAUACCUGUGAAAUGAAGAAAAAGAUAGGCGUGGGGAUCACAUCCAAAGAUCAACCUUUAAAGACAUGUAACUCUUCCUUCACACCCUUCCACACCAUGCAUUUUAGUCGAUUCCUAAACGUAAAAGCAAAUCUUUUCUCUUUCUCUCUUUUUUUAAAAAAAAUUGAGAGUGGAUGGCUCGCAAACUUAAGUGUUGCAACUCCACUGAUUUAACAAGACUAAUAAUUAUAUUAUCAAAAGACAAUAAAUUACCAGACGGUAAAAAAGAUUGAUUUAUCCCGGGUAACUUUUGGAAUCAGUGGAACAGUGUGUCUUCUCCAUGACGCAUUAAGGUCAUGCACCCUCGCCAACCCAUUACCACCGCAACUUUAUUCCCUCCACCCUCUCAUCUUUUUAAACACGAUUUGAGCUGUUACAGAUAUAAAAGAGUCGAUCGUAUUCAUGUUCACGAUUUGACACAGCUUCUCAAUGAAACAACUCUUCUUAGCUCCUGCAACAUGAAGCCACCCAUCAUUUACAAUCCCUUUCAUUUGCCCAGUACAUGAAUCUUUAUGUGAUCACUUUGCUUCCGAACUGCGGUUAAAGCUUAAAUUGGUUUUAAGCGCGCCACUCCUCUUCCUUGAAGAAGAAUUGGCGCCCGCCGCGGAGAAUGAGCUAUGAAGUUGGUGGUAGAAGUAGUAGAAGCCCAUGAUCUUAUGCCCAAGGACGGGGAGGGCUCGUCGAGCGCGUUCGCGGAAGUCGACUUCGGUAACCAGAUUACGAGAACAAGAACUGUUCCUAAAGAUCUCAACCCUGCGUGGAACGAGAAGAUCUCAUUCUUUCUCGACGACGACCCGGAGGGUACUGCUGCCGACCUUUCGAAGCGGCAGAUUGAGGUGAGCGUCUACCACGAGAGGAAGGGGUUUCCGGGCCACGGUUUUCUCGGCAGGGUGCGGAUCCUCGGGUCGAAUAUAGUGAAGCAGGGGGAGGAGAUUGUUCAUCUGUUCCCACUAGAGAGGAAGUGGUUCUUCUCUCCGGUUAAAGGCGAGAUCGCGUUGAAGGUUUACGUCUCCCCCGAACCGAAAUCUCCUCCGCCUGGUUCAGCUUCUGCUGAGAAGUCGAAGGUCUCUUCGAAUUGUGGUGUUGCAGGCUCUGAAGAAGAAAAGGAACCAAGUACUAUAGUUGCUCAAGCGCCAACGCCGCCUAAGAAAGAAGAAAAGGAAGAAGGAGAAGAAGAAGCAGAGGAAGUGAUAAAAGUAGAGACGACGCACCACAUAAACAAGCAACAGGUCUCGUCCCAGCCCGGAAAAUCUGUAGAGCAGCAGACUCCGGCGACGGUCCCCGUGGUGCCCGUCAUGGCGUACCAACAGGUCCACUUCGGCCAGGCUCAGCCGAGCCGCGCAGAGGAGUACAAGCUCAAGGACACGAAGCCUCAGCUCGGGGAGCGGUGGCCGAUCGGAGGCGGCCACGUUCGCGGGUCCGGAGGCGGCUGGAUGGGCCUCGGCACCGGCGACAAGUUCACGAGCACCUACGACCUCGUCGAACAGAUGUACUACUUGUACGUGCGCGUCGUGAAGGCGAAGGACCUCCCCGCGAACCCCAUUACCGGGAGCUGCGACCCUUACGUGGAGGCAAAGCUCGGAAACUACAAAGGAACCACCAGACACUACGAAAAGAGGAUGAACCCGGAAUGGAACCAGGUGUUUGCGUUCUCGAAAGAGAGGAUCCAGUCCACGGUUCUUGAAGUGUUCGUGAAGGAUAAGGAGAUGGUCACGAGAGAUGAGUACGUCGGUAAGGUGGUGUUCGAUUUGAACGAGGUCCCGACGCGCGUCCCCCCAGAUAGCCCGCUGGCGCCUCAGUGGUACCGGCUCGAGGACCGCCGCGGGGAGGGGUUUAAGGUGAGGGGGGAGAUCAUGCUGGCGGUGUGGAUCGGGACGCAGGCCGACGAGGCGUUCCCGGAUGCAUGGCACGCCGACGCGGCGUCGGUGCAAGGGGAGGGCGUGUAUAGUAUCCGGUCCAAGGUGUACGUGUCGCCGAAGCUGUGGUACCUCCGGGUGAACGUGAUCGAGGCGCAGGACGUCGAGCCCAACGAGAAGGGCCGGCUGCCGGAGGUGUUCGUGAAGGCUCAAGUCGGCAACCAGGUGCUGAAGACGAAGCCGUGCCCGAUGAGGCCGGGGCUGAGUCCCAUGUGGAACGAGGACCUGGUGUUCGUCGCCGCGGAACCUUUCGACGAACAGCUGGUGCUGACGGUGGAGGACCGGGUGUCGGCCACCAAGGACGAGGUGCUGGGCCGGGCUGCGCUGCCGCUGACGCUGUUCGAGAAGCGUUUAGACCACCGCCCGGUCCACUCUCGCUGGUUCAACCUGGAGCGCUUCGGCUUUGCGGUGCUCGAGGGAAACCAUCGGAAGGAGCUCCGGUUCGCGAGCCGUGUCCACCUCCGGGUGUGCCUGGAAGGAGCCUACCACGUGAUGGACGAGUCGACAAUGUACAUCAGCGACACGCGCCCCACGGCGCGCCAGCUGUGGAAGCCGCCGAUCGGCGUGCUGGAAGUCGGCAUUCUCAGCGCGCAGGGGCUGAUGCCGAUGAAGGCCAAAGACAGCCGCGGCACCACCGACGCGUACUGCGUCGCCAAGUACGGCCAGAAAUGGGUGCGCACGCGCACCGUCGUCAGCUCGUUCAGCCCGAAGUGGAACGAGCAGUACACCUGGGAGGUCUACGACCCCUGCACCGUGAUCACGCUCGGCGUGUUCGACAACUGCCAUCUCGGCAACAGCGGCGGCGGCAACAGCAACGGCGCCGCGGCACAGGCGAAGGAUUCGAGAAUCGGCAAAGUGAGGAUCCGGCUCUCGACCUUGGAAAUGGAUCGGAUAUACACGCAUUCGUACCCGCUGAUCGCGCUGCAGCCGUCGGGGGUGAAGAAGAUGGGCGAGCUCCAGCUGGCCGUGCGGUUCACGUGCCUGUCGCUCGCGAGCGUGAUCUACCUCUACGGCCACCCGCUGCUCCCCAAGAUGCACUACAUCCACCCCUUCACCGUGAGCCAGGUCGACAGCCUCCAGUACAUGCUCGACGUGGACUCGCACAUGUGGAGCAUGCGGCGGAGCAAGGCCAACUUCUUCCGGAUCGUGUCGCUCUUCUCGGGCGCGGUCGGCGCCUGCCGCUGGUUCGACAGCGUGUGCCGGUGGCAGAACCCGAUCACGACCGUCCUCGUCCACGUGCUCUUCGUAAUUCUCCUCAGCUACCCGGAGCUGAUCCUUCCCACGGUGUUCCUCUACAUGUUCAUGAUCGGGCUGCGGAACUACCGAUGGCGGCCGCGGUACCCGCCGCACAUGGACACGAAGCUGUCGUGGGCGGAGGCCAUCCACCCUGACGAGCUGGACGAGGAGUUCGACACGUUUCCGACGUCGAGACCGCACGACCUGGUGCGGAUGAGGUACGACCGGCUGCGGAGCGUCGCGGGGAGGAUACAGACGGUGGCGGGGGAUCUGGCGACGCAGGGGGAGCGCACGCAGUCGCUGCUCAGCUGGAGGGACCCGCGGGCGACGGCGCUGUUUAUAAUGUUCUGCCUCGUGGCCGCAGUGGUGCUCUACGUGACCCCGUUCCGGGUGGUGGCGCUCGUCGCGGGGCUCUACGUGCUCCGCCACCCCAGGUUCCGGAGCAAGUUGCCGUCCGUGCCCAGUAAUUUCUUCAAACGGCUACCAUCCAGGAUCGAUAGCAUGCUCUGAGAGGCGAACCGAAUGGCCGGAGAAAGGCAAUACGUACACAGGGGAAGUAUAACGUGAUUAAGUAACGUGAUCUUGGGUUAUCUCUUAAUCAAGUUAUACCAUUGGUUUUUGGUGUGCGUUGUCGCGUGAUUACACUCUUAUCAUGUUUGUUUUCUCCUCCUCUUUUAUUUUAGAGUUCUCCUGUUCCGUGUGUAGAAGAAUGGCUUGUUGAGGGAGGGAACUAUGUAUUACUUCAGAGAUGAGGUGAAUAAGUUGAUGGUGUUAUUUCAUAUUA
Ananas comosus (pineapple) is the source of this 4452-nucleotide messenger RNA. RefSeq names its product FT-interacting protein 1-like. The coding region runs from base 1134 to 4178 and encodes 1014 amino acids. The transcript is spliced from 3 exons. NCBI's taxonomy places the organism in Eukaryota, Viridiplantae, Streptophyta, Magnoliopsida, Poales, Bromeliaceae. The record is from RefSeq and is a predicted model, not a curated record.